GGGUCAGGGCACAUGUGCCCCAUUCCGGCCCACCCCCACCCCAGCUCCGUCUGGAGGACCCCUCCCUGGCUUUCCUCUUUGCCAGCAUGUUUUUCUGCCGUGGGGCUGCCCAGGACAACAAGAAGAAUAAGAAGAGGAGGAGAAGGAAGGGCUGAUGGGGGACCAGGCUCACCUUUCCCAAUGCCUCCCUCGCCUCUGGAAGAACGGAUCGGCAUCCUACAGAGACCCAAGACGUUGGCCUUGCGCCUCAACCACAGCUUUGCCCACAACGGCGGCGGCGGCGAGAAGCAGCAGCACCACCACCACCAGCCGCCACCGCCCUGCAAACCGCCUGGCCAGGCUGCUGGGGUGGCCCCAAAGGGCCCCCGCGAGGAGACCCCCCAGGCCGGCGUCCUCCAGCCCAACCAUUCCCACACCAUCGACAUCAAGGUGACGGUGGGGGCCGGGCAAGGCCGGGGGGUGCCGGAGAGGAACCUCUCCCUGCAGCUGGACCUGAAACCGGGCGGGGAGAGGAAGGGGCUGCUGGGCCCCCAGCUGAAGGUCUUCCUGCCCCAGGCCAAGCUGAAGAAGCGCGCCUUCAAGGAGAACAGCCGGCCGGCCCCGGCGGCGGCCAGCUCCUCCGCCAGCUCCUCCUGCCUCUCCAGCCCGGCCAGCGCCAUGCACCCCCUCAAGGGCGGCUGCCGCGGCUGCUGGCGGCUCCUGCGCUGCGAGGACCCCAAGCCCGGCCUGCGCCCGCCGGGCUGCUUCCCCUGCCACGCCAGCCUGCGCUCCCUCAGCUGCUCCAGCUGCAGCCCGCCCUCCGUCAAGAAGCUGGGCUGCCUGCCCUGCGCCCCGGUGGCCGCCGCCGCCCUGCGCUCCCUGGCCUGCCUGGCCUGCCACCCCUCCGUCAAGUCCGCCAGCUCCUCCUGCAGCUUCUGCAGCAGCGACCCCAUCGUGGCCUACGACCCCCGGCCCGGCCCGGCCCCGGCGGCCAGCUGCUACGGGGGGGACGGAGACGGCGACGGCGACGACUACAGCGUCCGCACCAUCUGGCCCGACGAGCUGGCCAGGAAGAUGACCCUGUCCCGGGCCCGGCAGCAGCAGCCGCCGCCGCCGCCGCCGGCCGCCUCCCCCUUGAUCCUGGACUGCCGCAGCCUGAUGGAGUACACCAAGAGCCAGCUGCAGGGGGCCAUGCACUUUGGGAUGGCCGAGGCCGCGGGCCGGCGGCGGCUCCAGCAGGGGAAGCUGGCCAUGCUGGACUUCCUCUCCUCCCGGGGGGCCGCCGACGGCCGGGACUCCUCGCUGCAGCGGCUCUGGCCCACCGAGCAGAACGGCUGUGCGGGGGCGACGGAGCCCCGGCCAGCCAGCCCCGCCAAAGCCCACAAAACGCAGCCCGCCCAGAACCUGCAUCUGGUGCUGGAUUUGCUCCGCCAGGACGGACAGGAGGGCCCAGGCCAGAGAGGUAGUCUAGUUGGCCCCGAGGCGGUGGAGGGUCCGGACGACUUGGGUCCACCGCUCACCCCCGACCUAGAAAAUGCAGAGCUGAGCCCCAUCCUGCCCUUCCUGUUCCUGGGCAACGAAAGAGACGCACAGGACCUGGAGCGGAUGCUGAGUCUCAACGUGGGGCAUGUGCUGAACGUCACCACCCACCUCCCGCUCUACCAUGCCGACAGCGGGCGCCUCCGCUACAAGCGGCUGCCUGCCACAGACAACCACCGCCAGGACCUGCGCCAGUACUUUGAGGAGGCCUUUGAGUUCAUCGAGGAGGCACACCAGAGUGGCAAAGGGGUCCUCAUCCACUGCCAGGCGGGCGUCUCGCGCUCAGCCACCAUCGUCAUCGCCUACCUGAUGAAGCACACGCUCAUGACCAUGGGCGACGCCUACAAGUACGUCAAGGGCCGGAGGCCUGUCAUCUCGCCCAACCUCAACUUCAUGGGUCAGCUCCUGGAGUUCGAAACGGACCUCAACGCAGGCGUCACACCCCGCAUCCUCAUGCCCAAGCUGGCCGGAGUGGAGACGGAGGUGUGAACAAGAAAGGGGACAGGUGGUGGCCACCGUGGAUCUCAGGGGUGGGAAGGCCGUGUGUGCGCAACAAGCAAGCAACGGGUGCCGUGGGAACCGCCGCCAGGGCUACCAACGGACCGGGCCAGUGGCGGGGGGGGGGGGGGGGCGCUUCGCCCCCUGGAACAUCGAUGGACCAUUUCCGAUGCCUUCCUGCAUUGCGCUCAGCACGAUACUGGGAGAGUCCGAUUUUGGAGGCCUCGUGCUGCCGUUGGAAUUAAGAGCAGGGGUGGGUGGGUGGGCUCUCAUUUCUACACCAGUGUUGGCUUCUUGAAACUUUCUUACCUUGGCAAUGGUGUGUGUGUGUGGGGGGGGGCAAAUGGGGCGGGACUGUGUGUGUGUGUGUGUGCACGCCUCUUGCUGGAUUUAAGUUAUUGGGUUGGGGAGCGUUUGUGUGCAUAAAAUCUUCUUCCCUCUCGCCCUCCCUUUUUUGAUCCAGAUGCUACUUUUACUUACCUUACUUCCAACCAUACUGGAGAAAGAACUUUUUUGGCGGGGGGGGGAAGGGGAAGGGGAAGGUUUCCAAUGAUGUGUGUGUGUGUGUGUGUGUGUGUGUGUGUGUGUGUGUGUGUGUGUGUGUGUGUGUGUGUGUGAUGGGGGGGUGUCCAUGGAGAGCACUGCGUGUGGGACACUUUUUCCGCCCCCUCUCCAUAAUUAUCAGAUGUUCAUUGCUCAGGAAGACAGACUUUUCUGGAUGGGAAGGUGGGGCAUUUACAACGCCUCCCCUCUCUUUUACAUGGGAAGAGGGACCGGCCCCCCUCCUCUGUUUAUUUAUUUGGACUGCCCUGCUGUUCAGCCUCAGCUUUUUUUAAAAAACCACCAACCUGUGAUGUUGACUGGAUCUUCAAGUGAGAGCACCAUGGGGACAGAGAUUGGGGGCGGGAUGGGGUGGGGGGCUGGCAGGUGACCACUGACCCCUCUCUUUCCCUCACCCCCAAACCUCUCCUCUCCCCCUCCCCCCACCUUCUUCUCAGGGCAAUAAGACAUAAUUGGACUUGUCUUCCAUUAAGGGGUUUGUUUUUAAAGCAAUGGGGCAGGGAUAUGGGAGCAUUGUGGCGGGGGGUGGGAAGCAAGGGCGGGAUAUUCUAAAGAUCACCCUAGUCAUCUCACACACUCUCUCUAAGGUUUCCUUCAAGCCUCCUGGGACAAAGAGACUGGAGAAUUAGAGACUGAGUCUUUUGUUUCUUAAUAUGUCUUGAAAUGCAAUAUUUAUAUGUUAGUGGCUUUUUAAGUGUUUCUGUCUUUCCCCAACUCCCAGAGGAGGGCAAAAUAGGUAGGGGGUUGCUGGUGGGUUCCCUCGUUUCAAUGGUCUUCCACGCGUUCCCAGUCUUUCCCCCUUGAGAAUUCGAACCCAGCACCACCACGGACCUGCAGCAGGGGCAAGGGUGGCGGGGACACAUAGCUUUAAGGACGGGAGUGGGCCAGGUUUGGGGGAGCCGGCAGCCUCUCCCCGCUUUCUUCCUCUACAAGAUUGGGAUGCUGCAUUUCAUAUCCCUCUGGUGAGGAAUCCUCCCCACCAACAGAAGUGGAUGAUGACUGCCAUGUUUCCACACAGAUAGAUAGAUUUGGACAAAUCUUGUCACACAUAGGAGAGGCUACUUUCACCCCUCUUAUCUGCAAGUUUCCUCAGACUUCUAAUUGGUAAACCUUUGGCAUCAACUUGGAAUUCAAACAAACCAGGAUUCCUUGAGCUGGAAAAGAUAGCAUAAGUGAAUGCUUCAGUUAGAAUGUGGUGCAAGAAGUCACAAGUCUGCGGCUCCCCCUUAGCAGACUUCACUCACUGGAGUCAGUUUGGGGUUGAGAACUGUGAAAACCAGUUACAAUAAGCUGAUCUGGGCAUGCCCCCUGAUUAAUCAGGGGCCACAUUUGGGGAAGAGAGAAUAAAUACUCCCAAAUGCCAGAUGUGAAUGUUUAAGAUCUAUGCAGUGUCCCUCCCAGAAGGACUGUAUAGUGUGCUUUUUCUGUGAUAACCCUGAAAUGAGAUACUGGUCUUACAGCCCCAAAUGUCCACUUCUACAUAUUUGGGCUCGGAAAAGAGGCACCAGAAAGUAAAUUCAGGAAUAUUUGAAAAGAAGCAAGGCUUCCAGUUCAGAAUGAAAAGAAUACUGAUGCUUCUAAGUGUUCUGCAUACAUGCUCAGACACAUCAGCCUCCAAGAGGUCUCCAUGAUCACCUCUUUUGUGCAGGAGAAAGGUGGAGACCUCCAUCCUAAUUAGCCUGUGCUUCCAUUGGUCCCGUCCCCUCCCGCCGCACUGCAGAUCUGUUGUGGCUUGUAAGUGUGCAAUGUCAACAACUCCUUCCUUCUCCUUUUGCCGCCCCUUUAAAGAGAGUUCUGUACUUAAAAUCCCCUCUCCUUAACUGGGAUUAAGAUGUGGUCAGAGGAUAGGUUCCCUUCCCUCCCCACCACCCCGGUUUCUCUUUGGAUUUUGUCUUUGUUAUUUAUUGGGCCCAACCCUCAGGCCCCACCGUAAUUUAUUAAACGUGAUCUUUUUUGUAACAA
Messenger RNA from Hemicordylus capensis (graceful crag lizard), 4539 nucleotides. RefSeq names its product dual specificity protein phosphatase 10-like. NCBI's taxonomy places the organism in Eukaryota, Metazoa, Chordata, Lepidosauria, Squamata, Cordylidae. Gene Ontology annotation, biological process: protein dephosphorylation; negative regulation of JUN kinase activity. Gene Ontology annotation, cellular component: cytoplasm; cytosol. Gene Ontology annotation, molecular function: MAP kinase tyrosine/serine/threonine phosphatase activity; protein tyrosine/threonine phosphatase activity. The transcript has 4 exons. The record is from RefSeq and is a predicted model, not a curated record. Bases 13 to 2007 code for a protein of 664 amino acids.